This is a messenger RNA of Saccostrea cuccullata (small rock oyster), 2103 nucleotides long. RefSeq names its product peroxisome proliferator-activated receptor alpha-like. The transcript is spliced from 7 exons. The coding region runs from base 240 to 1730 and encodes 496 amino acids. Gene Ontology annotation, biological process: hormone-mediated signaling pathway; positive regulation of transcription by RNA polymerase II; negative regulation of transcription by RNA polymerase II. The record is from RefSeq and is a predicted model, not a curated record. Gene Ontology annotation, molecular function: RNA polymerase II cis-regulatory region sequence-specific DNA binding; zinc ion binding; nuclear receptor activity. Lineage: Eukaryota; Metazoa; Mollusca; Bivalvia; Ostreida; Ostreidae.
CAAAUAUAUACAUAUACACACCACUGGAUCACUUUUCUGUACUGAGCAAAAAUGUUGGCCGAGUUCCAGAAAAAAAGUCUAGCUCAUUGGUGCGCAGGUCAAACUUAUUUGGGUUAUUAAAUUGAGGUGCCGAUAUAAAUAACACCAUUUUGUUAGAGGAAAGAUCGCGAGUGAGCAUGUUUAUAAAACAAUUCAAUAAUUACGGAUGUAAUACAAUUUCGUCGACCAGUUGAUACACAAUGGUGCAUGGAUUAACUAUGACAAAUAUACCGUAUGCAUCGGAACUUUAUAUUGAUGGACCAAAAAUGACAGAUUUAUCAAGUCAAGCCGAUAAUCAAAAUUCUUAUCCCAUCAAACAUAGCGUCAUGGUACCAUUAGAAAAAUUGAUGAAAUUACAAACAGUGUGCUAUAAUUAUGACCAGUUCCAGAAAGCAAGAGAAGGAGCAGAAAAUGACGUAAUAUUAAAUGUGACGUCAGUGGAUGGGUCUUCAGACUCAUGCAGUAAUUCUACAAAAUCUGAAGCUGAUGAAAUUGAUGUAGAAAUGUUGGAGGAAAAUUUUUCUGAAUCUCAUGUUAAGGACAAAAAUUCUAUGUCACCUCAACAAAUAAUGGCCAAUCAACAUGACACUAACCGUGAAAGCAUAACGUCUCCGGUCAGUGAAGCUCCCGCACAGUCUCGUAAACAAUCUGUCUCUGGUAAAGGCAAAGGACGAUCUGUGAAAUCAGAAUCUAUAGAUGGACAUAUUUUGUGCAAAAUAUGCGGAGACAAGGCUUCAGGCUUUCACUAUGGAGUGUUUUCAUGCGAAGGGUGUAAGGGAUUUUUUAGACGAACAGUUCGACAAAAACUCGUGUAUAAGCCGUGUGAAAAUCCAAACGGCUGUUUAAUCAUGCGGAUCAGUAGAAACAGAUGCCAGUACUGUCGCAUGCAAAGAUGUAUAUCUGCGGGCAUGUCUCAUGAAGCGGUGAGAUUAGGAAGGUGUCCUAAAAAAGACAAGCCAAAGAAAAUGGAUUUUUUUAAACUACCUCAGAAUAAGCAUGGAAAAGUUGAUAUUGACAAACAGAUUCGAUCGGAACAGAUGGUUUUGACGAUACACGAUGCCUUCCGAACAGCUAUUAAAGAUUGUUUAGCAUCGACAAGAUCGACCUCGUUCAAACAUCUCAAAAUAACGUCUGAAAAUGAAGCAAGAAAAUUUUGUUCUCAGUAUGUGACGGACAUGGUGCGUUUCGUCUCAGUUUUUGCACGUGAAAUACCUCAAUUCACUCAAAUGGACAUAAGUGACCAAAAGACUCUCAUAAAACACUGCAUUCUGGAAUCCAUAAUCAUUCAUAGUGUUAGCCUUACUCCAUCAGACAUUGAAGGACCGGUCAGUUGUUGGGAAGAAGGUGACCCAGACUGUCAUGGUCCACUGACCAAACUGAUCUCUGAGGUCGUCUCGUGUGCACAGAAGUUACAUGCUUUAAGACUGACCGAGGUGGAACUUGCUAUACUGACAGCCAUGCUUCUGUUCUGUGCAGAUCGUGAAGACUUGAAGUGUUCGGAGAUCUUGGAGAAAAUGGAGAUAGAACUUUACCUGGCUCUCAAAUGCCAGUUCCUGUUAAACCAUACUGACAAAACCUCGAAUUUAUUUCCUAAAAUUGUGGAAAUUAUAUGCAGCAUUCGUGCUAUAAGCACUGUUUACAUGGAUGACAUCAUGAACUCUAAAGUUGAAGUUGAUGAUACGGUAUGCUGACGAAUAGCUAAGUAAUUCUGACACGUGUUUAUUCCGUCUGAAAGUUGUCUUUAUUUUCUUUUUAUUAAAAAAAAAACUAGUCCAUAAUUUAACCCGUAACAAGAGACGUAGAGCGGAAAUUUCCGCAUGUCAGAACUACAUUGUGUUAACCUCAUUACCAGCUUUAACUGGUGGGAUCAGGUCAAGUGUUCCAAUUUCUGUUACAUUAGUUUAUUUAAUAUGUUUACACAUUUGUCUUCUUGUAUAAGGUAUUUAAAAUACUGAAUUGAUAACGAUAUCAUAUAUGCUGUUCUUGAAAUGAUUACUGAUCUGCUUUUACGUGUGUUAAAGAUGUAUAUUUAUUGAUAAAUAAAAACAUAUCAUUUGUUACCAG